AUGGCAUCUAAUAUAGAACAUGGAAAGGCAAUGGAGGAGAUUAUGAGAGGCUAUCUAUUGUGGACUUGGAUGAAAGUUGCAACUUGCAAAACUACUACUUUUCCUACAAGAGGACCUUACAAAAGAAGAAACACUACACUGGAAAAGGUGACUGAAACUCUCAUAGAUGAUGAUGGUCAUCAAUGGAGAAAGUAUGGGCAAAAAAAGAUCAACAAUACUCAAUACUCAAGGAACUACUACAGGUGUACUCACAAGUAUGAUCAAGGAUGUCUAACAACAAAACAGGUGGAGAGAAUUCAACAAAAACCACCCUUGUAUAAAACCACCUAUUAUGGCCACCACACUUGUGGAAACUUGCCCAACCCUCACAUCAUACAUGACCCUAGUGUCGACACUAAUUCCUCCGUAUUGCUUAGCUUUAACAACACAUUCCCAGUUCCAACAAAACAAGACUGUCCCUUUUUAUCAUCAUCAUCUCCUUCCUCACAUGAUUUAGUGAAUAAAGAAAUACUUUUAGACGACAAUAAUAGCAUGCUCUUCACUGAUACAGCUUUUGAUAACUCUAACUUUACAAGUCAUGUUCCUAAUCUAUCAUCAAUACUUGAAACUGAUCACGAGAAUAUGAUAAAGUAUGGUUUCAUGUAUGAUUUUGGGGAUUUUGAUGAUGAUUUCUUUCUCCCUUUUGAUGGGUUUUGA
Molecule: messenger RNA, 696 nt
Organism: Vicia villosa (hairy vetch)
Lineage: Eukaryota; Viridiplantae; Streptophyta; Magnoliopsida; Fabales; Fabaceae
Product: WRKY DNA-binding transcription factor 70-like
Exons: 5
Coding region: 1-696 (231 amino acids)
Biological process (GO): regulation of DNA-templated transcription
Molecular function (GO): sequence-specific DNA binding; DNA-binding transcription factor activity
Source: RefSeq, a predicted model, not a curated record